GCAGACUCUCCAGCCUCGCCUCUCUCUCUGCGGCUGCUGCCUGCUACAAACAACCGACGACCCGGGAGCACUGAGGUACACAGGACCGGGACCGGACCGGACCGGAACUCAACACAAGCGACAGAGACCGACAGACACCAUGACAGAAACCACCAAAACCCACGUCAUCCUGUUGUCCUGCGGCAGCUUCAACCCGAUCACCAAGGGACACAUCCAUAUGUUCGAAAAAGCCCGAGAAUAUCUGCACAAAACAGGUCGUUUCAUCGUGAUCGGAGGAAUCAUCUCUCCCGUGCACGACUCGUACGGAAAACCAGGCCUGGUGCCCAGCAGACAUCGUCUCACCAUGUGUCAGCUGGCCGUGCAGUCCUCUGAUUGGAUCAGAGUUGACCCCUGGGAGUGUUACCAGGACACCUGGCAGACCACCUGCAGCGUGCUGGAGCAUCACCGCGACCUGAUGAAGAGAGUCACCGGCUGUAUCCUGUCCAACGUCAACACGCCAUCGACGACUCCUGUGAUUGGUCAACCACAGAACCAGACUCCUCCCAUCUACCAGAACCACAACAACAUGACCCACAAGCCCACAGCCAUCAAACUGUGGGGGAAGGUCAGCGAGAGUCUGGGGAAGAUCUGCUGCGUCCGUCCUCACAUCGAGCGCUUCACCUUCGUCGAUGAGAAUGCGAACCUGGGCACCGCCAUGAGGUACGAGGAGAUCGAGUUACGCAUCUUGCUCCUGUGUGGCAGUGAUCUCCUGGAGUCCUUCUGCAUCCCUGGCCUGUGGAAGGACAGUGAUAUGGAGGUGAUCGUGGGGGAUUUUGGGAUCGUGGUGGUUCCUCGUGACGGAGCCGACACGGAGCGGAUCAUGAAUCACUCCUCCAUCCUCCGCAAGUACAAGGACAACAUCAUCGUGGUGAAUGACGAGAAGACCCACCCGAUGUCCAUCGUCAGCUCGACCAAGAGCAGACUGGCCCUGCAGCACGGUGACGGUCACGUCGUGGACUACCUGAGUCAGCCGGUCAUCGACUACAUCCUGCAGAGUCAGCUGUACAUCAACGCCUCGGGAUAGAGACGACGGCUGGCGCAUGAGAACAGGAGGAGUGGGGGGGGCGGUACCUACAACCACCAUCAUCGUUAUAAAUUCGACCCCGCCCCCUAAAAAAACGACAUCUUCCUUCUCUGUCUUCUGUGUCAAACAUAUACUCUUCUUUGAGCUGUCGCUUUCCACCUGGAGCAUUCGUGUCCCUCCUUCUGUCUGUGUCAUGUGACUUUACCAUCGGGGAGGGGGGAGGGGGGCAUUUUGGGAUGACAGGGGGCUGCUGGAGAGGAGGUACGGAGGUAAUCCCAAAGGGCUGCGGCGGUCACUGAUGUAUUUUUGCUCUGGCGACAGUGUUUUAUCACUCUCUGUUUUCUGUCUUUAUUAAAGUUUGGGGGUGCAUGACA
This is a messenger RNA of Acanthopagrus latus (yellowfin seabream), 1437 nucleotides long. RefSeq names its product nicotinamide nucleotide adenylyltransferase 2 (gene nmnat2). Lineage: Eukaryota; Metazoa; Chordata; Actinopteri; Spariformes; Sparidae. The coding region runs from base 140 to 1063 and encodes 307 amino acids. The transcript has 11 exons. Gene Ontology annotation, molecular function: nicotinate-nucleotide adenylyltransferase activity; nicotinamide-nucleotide adenylyltransferase activity. The record is from RefSeq and is a predicted model, not a curated record. Gene Ontology annotation, cellular component: Golgi apparatus. Gene Ontology annotation, biological process: NAD+ biosynthetic process.